CCCAAAACCCCCCCUCUCAUAACAUUCAUUCACUCCCAGCCACAAAAGGCAGUCCCGUCAGUUCGUCACCUUUCAAGAAUUCUAAAUUUUGUUACAGUUUCCAGUAGUCCUCGGAGAAUAGUAAUUAGACGUACAUUUGCUCAUACAUUUUGUGUUUUGGGCUUUCAUUCAGUCUUCCAGUCCAUUUAAAGGAACGACCCUGGUACUAGCUCUGUUCUUGAAUAGGAAGAAGGUGGAUGGUUUGAUGAAGGUGGUAUAAGUGAGUAGAUUCAUGAAUGAAAGUAAUGAGUAGAUUUAUGAAUAAAAGUGAUCGUAAUAUGGUUACGAAUGGUGAUAGUGAAAAAGGUGAAAAUAGUAACCAAGAAGAUUCUGUCAUAGCUCCUAGUCCCGCAAGACGAAGAUUGGUUCGAGGGGCUGAAGCAACCCAUGCUUUAAAGCUUGCAACUGAUCCUGGAAAACGACCCAAGGCUGACCAACAAAAGGAAAUGAUGUUGGGUAAAAAGCGUAGCCGACAAACAAUGUUUCUUAAUUUAGAAGAUGUUAAGCAAGCAACACCUAAAACUUCAACCCCUAAAAGGCCGAACUUCUUACCACCCAUCACAGCGCGUGUCCCGAGAGAGUCACAGCCUAUUCUUGACAAUGGAGAAAAGGUGAUGGAGGAUGCAAAACAGGUUGACGAGUCAUGCAAUGAAGAAAACAAUUACGUAGAGUCUAAUGGUACCAAAUCUGAAUGUAAUGAUGAUGACGACGACGACGAUGAUGAUGAUUUUGAUUUAAGACCUGUAACCCGUACUAAAAGGACAAGUAGUGGGACGAAUCUUGCUGCCGAGGAUAAACUUUUUUCAGAUCAUAGGCAGCGUUUAUUGAAGCAGCCAGCCGAUUUAAGGCAGAUGAAGAAUCCACACGCUCCUAUUAAAAAACCUCCUUUAAUCAGUCAAAACCCUAUUGAUUCCAAAACAGGAUUUAAAAGGCUUCCUUCAAGGAAACCAGCAACUGCGACCGCUCAGUAUCAGGAUACAUCAGUCGAGCGUCUUCAUCGUGAGGUGACCAAUGAAAAGUUCUGGCGGCAUCCAGAGGAGGCGGAGCUGCAAUGUGUUCCUGGAAGUUUUGAGUCAGUAGAAGAAUAUGUUCGAGUUUUCGAGCCUUUGCUUUUUGAGGAAUGUCGGGCACAGCUCUACAGUACCUGGGAGGAACAAACUGAAGCAGCUUCUAGAGACAUGCAUACGAUGGUUCGCAUAAAAAACAUUGAGAGGCGAGAAAGAGGAUGGUACGAUGUGAUACUUCUACCUACCAAUGAAUGCAGAUGGAAUUUUAAAGAGGGCGAGGUUGCAGUUCUUUCAGCCCCUAGACCUGGAACAGCAGUCAGAUCUAAGAGAACAAUUACGGAGGACCCUGAGGUCAGUGGGCGUGUAGCUGGUACUGUAAGGCGUCACAUACCGGUAGACACCCGUGAUCCUAGAGGGUUUGUCCUUCAUUUUUAUGUCGGGGAUUCUUAUGAUCCGAACAGCCAGGCUGAUGAUGACCACAUUUUAAGAAAGUUAAACCCUAAGGGGGUCUGGUUUCUAAUCUUUCUUGGCACACUUGCUACAACCCAAAGAGAAUAUCUUGCAUUGCAUGCAUUUCGUAGACUCAAUUCACAGAUGCAAACCGCGAUCCUUCAGCCAAGUCCAGAGCAGUUCCCGAAUUAUGAAGAACAGGCACCUUCCAUGCCUGAAUGUUUUACAACAAACUUUGUCGAUCAUAUUUACAGGACCUUCAAUGGACCCCAGUUAUCGGCAAUCCACUGGGCUGCAAUGCAUACGGCUGCCGGUACAACCAGUGGUUUAGCAAAACGACAAGAUCCAUGGCCCUUCACUCUAGUCCAAGGUCCACCUGGAACAGGAAAGACUCAUACUGUAUGGGGAAUGCUUAAUGUUAUUCAUCUAGUUCAGUAUCAACAUUACUAUACUGCAUUACUUAAAAAACUUGCACCUGAAAGCUACAAACAAGCAACCGAGAGCCUUUCUUUAGAAAACGCCCCAAGUGGGUCAAUAGAGCAGGUUCUCCAGAGUAUGGAUCAGAAUCUGUUUCGGACCCUUCAUAAACUUUGCCCAAAACCAAGAAUGCUCGUUUGUGCACCUUCAAACGCAGCAACCGAUGAGCUGCUCACGCGUGUCCUUGAACGUGGAUUCAUUGAUGGUGAGAUGAAGGUUUACAGACCUGAUGUGGCCCGUGUAGGGGUUGAUACUCAAACACGGGCAGCUCAGGCCGUUUCAGUUGAACGUAGAACUGAGCAGCUUCUGGUCAAGAGUCGUGAGGAAGUUCAUGGGUGGUUGCACCAAUUAAGAGGGCGUGAAGCUCAGUUGUCUCAGGAAAUUGCAUCCCUUCAAAGGCAACUUAAUGUUGCAGCUUAUGCAGGUCGGUCCCAAGGGUCUGUUGGUGUGGACCCUGAUGUUCUUAUGGCCCGUGAUCAGAACCGUGACUCAUUGUUACAACAUCUUGCAGCUGUGGUUGAGAGUAGAGAUAAAGUUCUAGUAGAAAUGUCUCGCCUAUUAAUAAUAGAAGGCAAGUUUCGUGGAGGGAACAACUUUAACAUAGAUGAAGCUCGGGCUAGUCUAGAGGCGAGUUUUGCAAAUGAGGCUGAAAUCGUUUUCACUACAGUUUCGAGCAGUGGUCGAAGGCUUUUCUCACGGCUAACCCAUGGCUUUGAUAUGGUGGUCAUUGAUGAAGCGGCUCAAGCCAGUGAAGUAGGUGUUCUUCCACCACUGGCUCUCGGUGCGGCCCGGUGUGUUCUUGUUGGGGAUCCACAACAGCUUCCCGCAACUGUCAUCAGUAAGGCAGCAGGGACGUUGUUAUACAGUCGAAGUUUGUUUGAAAGAUUUCAGCAAGCGGGUUGCCCUACAAUUUUGCUAUCUGUGCAGUAUCGUAUGCAUCCCCAGAUUAGAGAUUUUCCAUCUCGAUAUUUCUACCAAGGACGCCUUACUGAUAGCGAAAGUAUUACCAAUUUGCCCGAUGAGCAUUACUAUAAAGACCCGUUACUCAGACCUUAUAUCUUUUAUGAUAUCACCCAUGGACGGGAAUCACACCGUGGUGGGUCGGCUUCUUUUCAAAAUAUACAUGAAGCGCAGUUCUGUCUUCGACUAUAUGAACAUUUACAGAAAAAAGUCAAGAGUUUGGGUAUGGGGAAAGUGUCGGUGGGCAUAAUCACACCAUAUAAGCUGCAAUUGAAAUGCAUCCAACGUGAGUUUGAGGACGUAUUGAAUUCUGAAGAUGGGAAGGAUCUCUAUAUAAAUACGGUGGAUGCUUUCCAAGGACAAGAACGUGAUGUAAUUAUUAUGUCAUGUGUGCGUGCAGCGGGCCAUGGUGUUGGCUUUGUAGCUGAUAUUCGGCGGAUGAAUGUUGCUCUCACGCGCGCAAAAAGGGGACUUUGGGUGAUGGGAAAUGCGAGUGCCCUGGUUCAAUCAGAGGAUUGGGCUGCCCUAAUUGCAGAUGCAAAGGCUAGAGAAUGUUACAUGGACAUGGAUUCGCUUCCGAAAGAAUUCCUGGCGGCAUCCAAGGUGGAACCACCAUCCUAUGGCCCACCACCGACUAAGUUCUCUAAUGCAAGGGGUUAUGUGAAGUCUGGAUCCAGACAGAGACCAUACGAGCAUAUGGAAUCUAGGGUUGGAACAUCAUCAGGAGAUGAAGAUAAAGUUAAGUCAUCGUCCACAUCAAGAAAUGCGAGUUAUCGACCCUUUGAGCCAUCACCUAGCGACGAGAAUAAAAGAAAUUCAUUUCCAGCAUCGAGAAAUGCAAGUUAUCGACCCUUUGAGCCACCAUCAGGCGAUGAAGAUAAAGUAAACUCAUCUUCAACAUCAAGAAAUGCGAGUUAUCGACCCUUUGAGCCACCAUCAGGAGAUGAUAAAAUAAACUCAUCGUCCACAUCAAGAAAUGCAAUCUAUCGACCAUUUGAGCCAUCAUCAGGUGAUGAAGAUAAAAUAAACCAGUCGUCCACAUCAAUAAAGGCAAAUUAUCGACCCUUUGAGCCACAAUCAGGAGAUGAAAAUCAAAUAAGCUCGUCUUCCAUUUCAAGAUAUGCGAGUUAUCAACCCUUUGAGCCAAAAUUGGAGAAUCUCAUGGAUGAAUCUGAUCGGCCCCUAGAUCCCUGGCAAUACAAGAGACAAAACGCAAAUGGGGUUGCAGGAAAGAGACAACCAUAAAUUUGUUUCCAGAGGUUGUCCAAGAUUUCAUAUCAAACCCUAAACCUCCAACCCGGACCCAAACACCGAACACCAAACCCUGAACCCCGUUAGUGGGGCUUAUAAGUUGUGCGCAUGAGUACCAAUGAUCUUAAAGUUGCCUGAAAACAGGCAAUGAAUGCCAGCCUUCAUUCGUUCCAUAAAAGUGAAGAGCUACGAGGUUAAUCUGUUUUGACAUACCAUACAGCCUCUUAAUCCAGGACCAAGUCGAAAAGGUUCAAUAUUAUUUUCCUGCAAUUUUUUUUGUUCACUGUAUUCAUGGACUGCAUGAUCUUGUCAAGUUUUUAUCAUUUGAUGACAUGCAGACUUAUGAUGAUAGAUUGAUAGGCUUUUGCAUAUUAAAGAAACAAAAUAUAGGGUGGUUCUGCUGAUUAAUUUAAUAGGCAUAUUGGGAAAAAUUGUGGUAUACUUUUUUUGUAUAGGGAGAUGAGGGGUUGGUGUUGAUCAAGUGAAAGUUAUUUACAGAUUUACUCAUUCUCUAUUUUGUUCUGUACACAUAUAUAUGUAUAUGAGGCAUAUUACCUAUUUA
Messenger RNA from Erigeron canadensis, 4746 nucleotides. RefSeq lists its product as uncharacterized. The transcript has 8 exons. NCBI's taxonomy places the organism in Eukaryota, Viridiplantae, Streptophyta, Magnoliopsida, Asterales, Asteraceae. Gene Ontology annotation, molecular function: helicase activity. The coding region runs from base 276 to 4178 and encodes 1300 amino acids. The record is from RefSeq and is a predicted model, not a curated record.